AGCCCAGCCUGACUUUGGACCGGCCCCGUUUUGAGCCGAGGUGCGCACAGAGAUCCCUUCCACGGAAAACCUCCUUCGUUUCUCUGGAUACKCUAACAAUCUGGGUGCAGAUGUCACCCAGCUGGGAAUGUGGAGUGGCAUCGCACAGACCUUCUGGUGAAGGCGGGCCGCACUCAGCUCUCCGAGCCCUGGUGAAGCGUUGCUGGGGACAGCGGCGGGCCCGUCGCAGCGGUGGCUCCGCGCCGCGCCCCGACAGCCGGGCCCGCCCCCGUUCCCAUGGCAGCGGCCAGCCCUCACCGAGCGGCCGCCGCGGGAAGCGGCCAGCGGAGCCUGCACCGGGAGGAUGGACGACGAGGAGCUGGAGGACGAAAGGGAAGAGGAGGACGAGAGGGAGGACGAUGAGGAGAAGGAGAAGGAGGAGAAAGAAGAGGAGCCGGUUCCCUGUCCCCUGACCGAGGAAAUCCUCCAGGAGGGCCUCUCUCUCCUCAGUAAGACCGGCAACGGACUGCGCCACGCAUAUGUGAAGUUUGAAGCCAAAGAAAAGGGCCUGACUGACAUCAGCCUCCUCGAACGCUUCAUUCAUCUGCGAUAUGUGGAUUUGUCAAAUAACAAGCUGCGAGAUUUGUCCCCACUSAGCAGCCUAACCCAGCUGCUUUGGCUGAAGGUGGAUGGGAAUCUGCUCACCAGUGCCAGAAUGCAGGAGCUGCCCUACCUCCAGGUCAUGAGCUUUGAUCGCAACAACAUCAUGGAUUUGGAGGGCAUUACUCACCCCCUCCUAACCAACCUCAGCCUGAAAGAAAAUAAAAUCGAGACAGUGCUGGGCCUCAGUCAUGACCAGUUGUUCAGCCUGAAAGUCCUGGAGCUGCGAGGAAACAAGCUAAAGACCACAGCAGGGCUCGGUGUUUUCAAGCUCAAGAAGCUCUUUCUGGCCCAAAACACCAUUGGAAGCCUUGAAGGCCUUGAGGAGUUUGAGCAGCUGGAGACUCUGCACCUGCGUGGCAACAAACUUGAGGUCCUGGAUGGAUUCUCUGUUAGCAUGAGGUGUCUGCAGUACCUCAAUCUACGGAGCAAUGGGAUCCGUAGCUUUGAGGAGGUGGAAAAACUGCAGGUUCUCCCCAUGCUGCAGGAAUUGGUGCUGUUGGARAAUCCAUGUGGUGAAGAUCCCAAUUACCGGCUGGAGGUCCUGAUCCGGCUGCCACAGCUGCUACGCCUYGACAAGGAAUUAAUCGAGGAAGACGAGCUGGAAGAGGCAGAGAAACUGCAUCAGACAAGGCAGGAAAGCGAAAUGGAAAUGGAAGGAUCUCUUGAGGAUGGAGAGAUUGAGUGACCCGUUUUUAACACCUGUUCCCAGAGGCUGUCAAGAUGUGGAGAUGCCUUCCCCCAUAAGUGAGGCUGGGAAAGUGAGAGCUGUAGGUACCAGCUUCACCUCAUCUUACCUCUGGAGACAAGAGAAGAGCUACCCAUCCUGGUCCUGUAAGCUKCCCUGAGGCACUGCAGUGUUUUUGCAGUCACUGCACUGAUGUGUUCUAUUCUCAGUAGGCCUGAGAGGGGAAAGGGGAGAGUUACAGGUUCUGUGCUUUGAUUUAUGACUCCCAAAAAUCCUGCAAGAUUUUCUGAUUUGAAUAAAAAUAAUUAAUG
Messenger RNA from Malurus melanocephalus (red-backed fairy wren), 1638 nucleotides. RefSeq names its product leucine rich repeat containing 23 (gene LRRC23). The record is from RefSeq and is a predicted model, not a curated record. Gene Ontology annotation, molecular function: protein binding. Bases 344 to 1327 code for a protein of 327 amino acids. The transcript is spliced from 7 exons. NCBI's taxonomy places the organism in Eukaryota, Metazoa, Chordata, Aves, Passeriformes, Maluridae.